Messenger RNA from Brachypodium distachyon (stiff brome), 1235 nucleotides. Its product is annotated as protein SODIUM POTASSIUM ROOT DEFECTIVE 3. Gene Ontology annotation, molecular function: metal ion binding. The transcript is spliced from 3 exons. NCBI's taxonomy places the organism in Eukaryota, Viridiplantae, Streptophyta, Magnoliopsida, Poales, Poaceae. The record is from RefSeq and is a predicted model, not a curated record. The coding region runs from base 204 to 836 and encodes 210 amino acids.
UUUUCUGGACGCAGCACAGAGCAAUCUGGUGGUCUGGUCUCCUAUAAAACCAUUUUUCCCGUUGCUCUGCAUCUGCAGGGCUCUGCACCACCAACAUAGCCAAAGUAGCUCACUUCGCCACUGACUCACUGACUCACUCAUCACUGGUACUGCUACUGCACACAGCUACACAGAGAGCGCGCGCGCGCACACACACACACACCAUGGCGCCUCUGCUCUUCAAGGACAUGAGGAGCCUGUCGUGCUCGUCUCCGGCGUCCACCGCCAUCUGCCCGAGCCUCGAGCGGCAGCCGAUGGUCCGGCCGCACAAGGCCGCCGCCAGCCCGCUCUGCCAGGCCCCUGCCGAGCCCAGAACCCACAGGCAAGACGGCAAGAAAGGGCAGCAGCACAGGACUAUCACUGUUGCUGCUGCUGCUGCUGCUGCCAAUGGCGAGCUCGCUAGCCCGGCUGGGUCUACCAGGUACCUGCUGAGCGGCCGUUCCCCCGGCGCCGGAGCCGAGGAGAUCCAGGAGGUGGAGUCGGCGGCGGCUGCUGCUACUGCCCCCGGUGGUGAUGCCAGGAAGGAGGAGCCUGUUGCUGCCGCUGCUGCUGGGAAGAACGCGAACACGCAGGAGCAGGUGGUCGUGCUGAAGGUGUCCCUGCACUGCAAGGCGUGCGCGGGCAAAGUGAAGAAGCACCUCUCCAAGAUGGAAGGUGUGAGGACGUUCAGCAUCGACUUCGCGGCGAAGAAGGUGACGGUGGUGGGCGACGUGACCCCGCUGGGCGUGCUCAGCAGCGUCUCCAAGGUCAAGAACGCCCAGAUCUGGGCGCCGCCGCAGCCCGCCAUUGCCGCCUGAUUAAAGCCCAUGGAUCAAGAACCGACUCGACCAGAGCUUAAUUUCUUACUGGUAGCUGUAGCUGCCGCACGCACGUACGUAUACGUGGGGUGACUGGCCGGAACGAGCAGCCAGCCAGCCAGCCACUGACGGACGGACGGCGUGCACAUGCGGUGCCGUCCUCAUCUCAACGGGCAGAAGCAGCUGCAGGCUUUGUGAAUCUUGUGUUCCGUGCGUGUGUGUGUGUGUGGAUCGUCUCGUCGUCUUUUGCUUUGUUUGGUUGUGGUUUCUGGUUGGCGACUUGUCGUUUCUGUUCUGGUGUACGUGUGACCGAGAUUGUGUGAUCGACUGUGUUCUUUUUUAUGUUUUUAUACCGUAAGAUACGUACUGUAAGCAUCCCGUCGAAGCUGGAUCGUCUGA